Molecule: messenger RNA, 725 nt
Organism: Ziziphus jujuba (common jujube)
Lineage: Eukaryota; Viridiplantae; Streptophyta; Magnoliopsida; Rosales; Rhamnaceae
Exons: 1
Coding region: 125-601 (158 amino acids)
Source: RefSeq, a predicted model, not a curated record
UUCGCAUUCCCAUAAACCAUAAAAACCGUAAUAAACCUCCACAAAAAUUACAUUUUCCACCAACCAUUUUCCAAAUCUAAUUAAUAUUUCUCUUACUUUCUCUGUUUCUCACUUCCACCAUCAAAUGGCAUCAAUUUCUUCCCUUCCUUCAUCAAAUCCACUUUCAUUUAACCCAAUUUCAGAUUCAUCAGGAAAAACGGUAGAUUUCAGAAAAAGAGCCUCCUCCACAAGAAUUUGUGCAUCAUCCAGACGAUCAUCAUCAGAAGCCAAUGACCAAAACUACUAUAGCAGCAGCAGCAGAUUGGUGGAUGAGAAUAUGAUCGUUCUGAGGAAGAGAAUCCACGAGAUGAAGAUGGUGGAGAGGAACUAUGAGCCUCCUUCAGAUUGGAAUGAGUGGGAGAAGAAGUACUACACCAGCUAUGACUCUUUCGUGUGCCAGGCACUGGGUGUGUUGCAAUCUCAGAUGAUGAACACUAGGCCAAGCUUGGCUUUGGGAAUGAUGGUUCUCAUUCUUUUCAGUGUUCCAAUGUCUACCACUAUGAUUUUGUUCCGUUUGAUGGAGAUCGCUAAUGGGGUCUUGGCUGGGGUGCACAUUGGCUAGAAAAUUGCUUCUGGAAUUCGAAUCCCUCCCUUUUGUUUUUUGUUUCAAACUAAUUUUUCUUUUAAUUUUUUUUGUAAAUAUGAUGAAAAUUAAUAUAAAUACAAACUAGAUUUGAUUUCUUUAA